Messenger RNA from Neodiprion virginianus, 1456 nucleotides. RefSeq names its product bifunctional arginine demethylase and lysyl-hydroxylase PSR (gene PSR). Gene Ontology annotation, cellular component: cytoplasm; nucleus. Gene Ontology annotation, biological process: phagocytosis. The transcript has 6 exons. The record is from RefSeq and is a predicted model, not a curated record. Lineage: Eukaryota; Metazoa; Arthropoda; Insecta; Hymenoptera; Diprionidae. Gene Ontology annotation, molecular function: P-TEFb complex binding; histone H4R3 demethylase activity. Bases 136 to 1314 code for a protein of 392 amino acids.
CGCACCUCGCGGAAAAUAUGCGCACUAUUCAAGUUACGGUAUCACUCCGUGACGUGUGCCUGUGUGUUCCUUAAAAAUUAUAUUUGUAAAUAUAUUUUUAAUAAGUUAAAUUAGUAAAUUAGUAUAUCACACGAGAUGUCGGAAGAGCUCAAGCUAGAUCACCGAGCCAAAAAACGUAUUAAAGAAGUGAAGCGAAAAGCUAGACCAGAACUUGGCGACAAAAUCGCCUGGUCGCAGCAUGGUUAUCAUAAAAAGUUUGCUACCUUUUGGGAAUUUACUGAUAAUGUUGAUCGUAUUGAUGAGAGGUCGGUGACUCCGGCCGAGUUUAUUGAAAAGUAUGAAAAGCCUUACAAACCUGUAGUGAUACGAGAAACUCAGUGUGAUUGGAAAGCCCAACACAAAUGGACUGUUGAGAGGCUUACAAAGAAAUAUCGGAAUCAGAAAUUCAAAUGCGGAGAAGACAAUGAAGGGUACAGUGUGAAAAUGAAGAUGAAAUACUAUGUCCGAUACAUGUUGAAUAACGAAGAUGACUCGCCACUCUAUAUCUUUGAUAGUUCAUUUGGAGAACAUCCACGGCGUAGAAAAUUACUAGAAGAUUACUCAAUACCAUUAUAUUUCCAAGACGACCUUUUCCAGCAUGCCGGAGAGCAUCGACGACCACCUUAUCGAUGGUUUGUUAUGGGACCUGCGAGAUCAGGCACUGGUAUCCACAUAGAUCCUCUGGGGACUAGUGCUUGGAACGCCUUAAUUUCAGGCCACAAACGGUGGUGUCUAUUUCCCACUCACACUCCUCGUGAACUUCUUAAAGUUAGCGCAAUGGAAGGUGGGAAGCAAAGGGAUGAAGCUAUCACCUGGUUUGCUACCAUUUAUCCACGAACCAAACUACCCACGUGGCCAAAAGAUUGCCAACCGACUGAAAUAUUACAAGGGCCAGGAGAUACUGUAUUUGUUCCAGGCGGAUGGUGGCACGUAGUAUUGAACCUUGACAAUACAAUAGCAGUAACACAAAAUUUUUGCUCUCGAACAAACUUCCCCAUCGUAUGGCAUAAGACGGUAAGAGGGAGACCUAAACUUUCACGCAAAUGGCAAAGAGUACUUCGUGUAAAAGAACCAGACUUAGGAGCAUUAGCUGAUACUAUUGAUAUAAAAGAAGAUACAGGAGUAGCGAGUGAUUCUUCAAGUGGAUCUUCUAGUAGUUCUUCUAGCAGUAGUAGCAGUAGCCAAUCGGAAGACAGUGCUGAUGAUAGUGGCCAAGAAUCACUUACCGCACACAAAAAAAAGAAGCGAAGAAAACUAAACAGCUGCCAACCCUGACAAUAUCGUAUCCUUGGGACCUCCAGAGACCUCAGACUGUACAGUAUUAUACAGCAAUUAUUGUUUGUACCAAGAGUAAAUAUUGUAAUUAAUACUACCAUAUCCCUGUUCAUAAUAAAAUAAAUGCUAGAUAAUACCAAAA